This is a messenger RNA of Talaromyces stipitatus ATCC 10500, 696 nucleotides long. Its product is annotated as short-chain dehydrogenase, putative. Gene Ontology annotation, molecular function: triacylglycerol lipase activity; acylglycerone-phosphate reductase (NADP+) activity. NCBI's taxonomy places the organism in Eukaryota, Fungi, Ascomycota, Eurotiomycetes, Eurotiales, Trichocomaceae. The record is from RefSeq and is a predicted model, not a curated record. The transcript has 6 exons. Gene Ontology annotation, cellular component: endoplasmic reticulum; lipid droplet. The coding region runs from base 1 to 696 and encodes 231 amino acids. Gene Ontology annotation, biological process: phosphatidic acid biosynthetic process; triglyceride catabolic process.
AUGUCCCGAGCAAAGAAAUUUGCCCUUGUUACUGGUUGCGGAAAGGGCGGAAUCGGUGAAGCACUCGUGAAGGAAUAUAUUCGACGCGGAGUCUAUGCUAUUGCUACGGUGCUUCCUAACGAGAAUAGCGAACACCUCAACGAGGCUGGAAUCACAUGGUUCCCGCUUGACGUGACCGUUGAGAGUUCUAUUCGGAGUCUAAAGGAGAAGAUCUUGCCCUUGACUAAUGGCUACUUGGACAUUUUGGUCAACUGCGCAGGGAUAUGUUAUACUAUGCCUGCUGUCGAUACCGACAUUAACCCGGUAAGGCGUAUGUUUGAAGUGAACCUAUUUGGGCCAAUGCAGAUGGUUCAUUACUUGCACGACAUGUUGAUCAGAGCUUCUGGUGCCAUUGUCAAUAUUGGAUCGAUUGGCGGCGUCGUGCCUUACGUCUAUGGAGCAUCGUACAACGCGUCCAAAGCUGCGCUUCAUCACUGGUCUAACAGUCUCCGGCUUGAAAUGUCCCCUUUCAGUACUUUCAAAAAGGUGAUCUCCGGCGAAGUUGGAACCAACAUUCUGAAAAAUGACUCCCAUCGAAAGCUCCCAAAAGGUCGGUCAAACUGCACUACAAUUUGGAGAACGCUGCUAAGAGCGAAAAGGAUCAUAUUACUCGCCUCUCGCCGGAGAGUUUCAAAGUCAUGUGCAGAGAACGGUUAA